Molecule: messenger RNA, 2546 nt
Organism: Magnolia sinica
Lineage: Eukaryota; Viridiplantae; Streptophyta; Magnoliopsida; Magnoliales; Magnoliaceae
Product: arabinosyltransferase XEG113
Exons: 13
Coding region: 352-2271 (639 amino acids)
Biological process (GO): cell wall pectin biosynthetic process
Cellular component (GO): Golgi apparatus
Molecular function (GO): arabinosyltransferase activity
Source: RefSeq, a predicted model, not a curated record
GGUACCGUUGGUCACAAUCAGAGAGAGAGAGAGAGAGAGAGAGAGAGAGAGCGGAGCAGCUGCUCAGCCAGCGAGAGCGCGUACUUGGGACCGCACGCCGUUUCUUCCCGGAAGCCGGUCGAACAUUGCCGGAACUACACUUUCCGGCGGCAGCAUCCACGGAGAAGAGAUCGACUUAUCCGCAGGCCUUGUGUGGUUGAGUUCAUGGUAGCAGCAGCAACAGCAGCAGAUGGAUUUUGAUUAUCUGAAUUCGCAAGUAUUGGAGGGAAGGGGGUUUUAAUUAAUUAAAAUCUCCUCUCUCCUGUGGAUUUGAUCUAUCCAUCCAUCCAUCUUUUUGCGCAUCAAUCCAUCAUGGUUUGGAAUCCUUUCCAAGAGUCGAGGCCUCUCUUCGUGGCCGUCUAUGUCACCAUGCUAGUAGGCAUCAUCUUCUCCACCGUUUACAUCAUCUCAUCCGCAUACAUGGCCAAGCCUGUCUACUCCUCUAUCCUUUCUUUUAAUGUAGAUUCUCCUCAAAUGGAGCAUGCCCCCAUUCCCUCUCAACCCAGUGCCAGUAAUGUAGUGAAUAGUCCUUUAGACACUGGGAGUGGGUCCCUAGUGCCUCCAUCACAGCAAUUUACUCAUAGUAUAUGGACAAGGCCUAUAUGGGAUGCCCCACCCGUUGGUACGAAGAUGCCGCCUUCAAAGGACUUUCAGCUGACCAAAACGAUGGUGGAGUAUCGAGCUAAAGACAAUGUCAUCAUUGUAACCUUUGGGAACUAUGCAUUCAUGGACUUCAUUCUUAAUUGGGUUAAGCACUUGACUGAUCUCCGUGUUUUUAAUCUUCUUGUAGGUGCGAUGGACACCAAACUUUUGAAAGCUUUAUAUUGGAAAGGAGUUCCGGUUUUCGAUAUGGGCAGCAAUAUGAAUACAGUCGACGUUGGUUGGGGGUCACCAACAUUUCAUAAAAUGGGGAGAGAGAAGGUUAUUCUGAUAGAUGCCAUCCUGCCCUUUGGCUACGAGCUAUUAAUGUGUGACACAGACAUGGUUUGGUUAAAGGAUCCGCUUCCAUAUUUUGCUCAUUUUCCUGAGGCAGAUAUUUUAACAUCAAGUGAUCAAGUGAUACCAACGGUUGCUGAUGAUAGGCUGGAAAUCUGGCAACAAGUAACUGGUGCCUACAAUAUUGGAAUUUUCCACUGGCGGCCUACCAAUUCUUCAAAAAAGCUUGUAAAAGAAUGGAAAGAUAUGCUUCUAGCUGAUGAUAAGAUAUGGGAUCAGAAUGGUUUUAAUGAGCUGUUGCACAGAAGUUUGGGACCAUCUGUUGAUGCAGAAAGUGGACUUGUUUAUGCUUUUGAUGGAAGGCUUAGGUUGGGAAUCUUGCCAGCUAGUAUUUUUUGCAGUGGACAUACUUACUUUGUCCAGGCAAUGUAUCAACAACUCAGACUGGAACCGUAUGCAGUGCAUACUACCUUUCAGUAUGCCGGUACUGAAGGAAAGCGACAUCGCCUACGUGAAGCCAUGGUUUUCUAUGACAAACCAGAAUAUUAUGAUUCACCAGGUGGUUUCUUGUCAUUUAAGCCAUCGAUUCCCAAGAGCCUGUUGUUAGAUGGGGAGCAUAACAUUGAAUCACACUUCUCCCUCAUAAAUUACCAAUUGAAGCAGAUAAGAGCAGCACUUGCAAUUGCUUCAUUGUUAAAAAGGACACUGGUGAUGCCUCCGUUGUGGUGCAGGUUGGAUAGACUAUGGUUUGGACAUCCUGGAGUUUUGCAAGGAACAAUGACAAGACAACCUUUUCUCUGCCCUUUGGAUCAUGUUUUUGAGGUGAAUGUUAUGUUGAAAGAGCUACCAGCAGAGGAAUUUGGCCCUGGAAUUGACUUUAGAGAAUACUCUUUCCUUGAGAAUCCAUUACUGCCCAAACGGGUAAAGGAAUCAUGGCUUGAGGUUCAAAUUUGUGAAGAGCAAUCCCCAGAUUGUCAUAUUGCCAACGAAACAAGUCAAUCGAAGAUACUCAGAUUUCCUAAGCAUAGCAGUGAGGAAAUGUUCACAACAGUAUUCUCCGCUUACAAGGAUAUCAAAGUCAUACAGUUCUCAUCCAUGGAGGACACCUUUCAAGGUUUUACUGACAAGGUGAGAGAGGCCAAGUUCAAGAAUCGUUUGAAGCGGUAUGUCGGGAUAUGGUGUUGUGUGGAGAACCGUGCUCGUGGUCACAUAUAUUAUGAUAUGUACUGGGAUGAGAAACCUGGUUGGAAACCAGUUCCACCAGCAACACAAGAGGAUGACCAUCCACCAUGGUAGAUGCAUGAUCCCUGGCUAUUUGUUAAAAUUGCAUGGAGAAGAUGAUGCCUGAGAGAAUCAAUGUCAUGCAACCCCUGAGGCAUUUCUUUCUUCUAUAGGCCGAAAAAGCUAGACAUAGGGACGAAUGCAUUGCAUACUUGGGGUGGAAACCCCUUCACAUGCUUUUGUAAGACAGUAGCAAAAAUUUUGACAUUCCAAUUUAUUCUCGAAUUCAGUUAAAAUAAUCAAAUGGAAUGUGUCUCCAAAUAAGGAUUUCAUGCUGGUUGUGAGUUGAA